AUGUUCAAUCUAGGCGGCACCAAAGAAAUCUCCGGCGUGACUAUACUCGUCCCGCGGCAAGACGCCAUAAGUGCCGCGGCUGCUCUCUACCCCGCGCAUGAGAACACCACGCGCACGUACAGCCAGGCGAUCGCAGAUGCGCUCAAGCUCAUGAACCAAGGGGAAACCUCAGGAACGAAGUGGACCGCCGAUCAGAGCCCCCCUGGUGUCGCCAAAGUUUUAUCGGAUAUCUGGAAUUUCCAGAUCGUGCAGAAGUACAUUCCGCCCUUUGUCGCGAUGCAAGAGUACUCCUCUGGUGGGCCGUUCGAGCUCAAGUCAAAGCAGGGAGAGUCGCUCUGGAUGACAUACGUCCCAACUCCGUACGGCGGAGCCAUGAACAUCUCGGGCAUGUCCCCUGAGCAGCGGGCCGGCUCGCCGUUGCCAAAUGUCAACGGCUCUGUUCAUCUCGAUGGGAGCCCAUUUGCGUACACAAUGUUGGAUUUCGGAGAUGUGAUUGUGGACAAUGUGGACAGCAAGGUCGUGGUGUAUAGGAGCGAUGCGGUGCUUCUUCCUUUAAAGAUGGAUCCUCUUGGCGCGUAUGUAGGAGCCACUGCUUCCAUCUUCCACCUGUUUGCCUCCUUUGGCAUCGCUCUCGCUGCACUCAUGCUGAUGUAA
Closterium sp. Yama58-4 is the source of this 654-nucleotide messenger RNA. NCBI's taxonomy places the organism in Eukaryota, Viridiplantae, Streptophyta, Zygnematophyceae, Desmidiales, Closteriaceae. The record is from the annotation of a GenBank genome assembly.